CGAUGCCUUUUCUCGGGCAGGACUGGCGAUCCCCCGGGCAGAGCUGGGUGAAGACGGCGGACGGCUGGACCCGGUUCCUGAGCGCGAACGAGAGCGGCUAUCUGGGCGAGCGGAGCAGUUACUGCAGAAAAGAAGACUAUGAGAAGGAGAACAUUUUCAACAGCAUCAACUGUGACGUCGCUGUAAAGAAGAGAAAGAAAGACCAUCUGAACAACAAGACAAAGAUUCAGUAUUUUCAUCAAGAAAAAUGGAUUUACGUACACAAGGGAAGCACCAAAGAACGUCACGGCUAUUGCACCCUUGGAGAAGCUUUCAACAGACUCGAUUUUUCAAAUGCUAUUCUGGAUUCCAGGCGAUUCAACUACGUCGUACGGCUGUUGGAACUGAUAGCAAAGUCCCAGCUAACGUCGCUGAGUGGAAUUGCCCAGAAAAACUACAUGAACAUCUUGGAAAAAGUCGUUCAGAAAGUCCUGGAAGACCAGCAGAAUAUCAGAUUAAUAAGGGAACUGCUGCAGACCCUUUAUACGUCCCUUUGUACCCUGGUCCAAAGUGUUGGCAAGUCUGUUUUGGUUGGAAACAUCAAUAUGUGGGUACACAGAAUGGAGACGAUCCUUCACUGGCAGCAGCAGCUGAAUAACAUCCAAAUCACCAGGCCUCCCUUUAAAGGUCUGACUUUCACAGACCUGCCCUUAUGUUUACAAUUGAACAUCAUGCAGCGGCUAACAGAUGGGAGAGACAUCGUGAGCCUUGGGCAAGUGGCGCCGAGUCUUCAGGUGCUGAGCGAGGACCGGCUGCUCUGGAAAAAACUUUGCCACUACCACUUCACAGACAGACAGAUCCGCAAGCGUUUAAUCUUGUCAGAUAAAGGACAUUUGGAUUGGAAGAAGAUGUACUUCAAGCUUGUGAGAUGCUACCCAAGGAAGGAGCAGUAUGGAGAUACUUUGCAGCUCUGCAAACACUGCCAUAUCCUCUCCUGGAAGGGCACCGAUCAUCCGUGUACAGCUAACAACCCAGAGAGCUGCUCCGUUUCUCUUUCGCCCCAGGACUUCAUCAACUUGUUCAGAUUUUGAACUCCAGAGCGAUUUCACUGUACCUCUCAAUAUCUUGAAGGGACGCUUCGUACUUCUGAGAAGACCCGCUCGGCCUGUAUAUAGAGUGUAAAUAGUGCAGUUUGG
Euleptes europaea (tarantolino) is the source of this 1175-nucleotide messenger RNA. It is a transcript of the gene FBXO32, whose product is annotated as F-box protein 32. Gene Ontology annotation, molecular function: protein binding. Gene Ontology annotation, biological process: protein ubiquitination. Bases 3 to 1070 code for a protein of 355 amino acids. The record is from RefSeq and is a predicted model, not a curated record. NCBI's taxonomy places the organism in Eukaryota, Metazoa, Chordata, Lepidosauria, Squamata, Sphaerodactylidae. Gene Ontology annotation, cellular component: nucleus; cytoplasm; SCF ubiquitin ligase complex. The transcript has 9 exons.